CAUCUUCCAAGUUCAUCUUCCUGUACCUUGACUUUCUUCAAACCCUCGUUUCCCUCAUUCAUUUUCUUGUAAGGACAUACUGGGGUCGGAGGGUCCAUAAAGCCACCGAUCUAACCCGAGGUCGUACACAUUGCUGCUUGAACAAUCCCCAACGCCGCGUCUUUGCGACGCGCUCAUGCGACGACCCCCAUCGCGCAUCCACAAUCUCCAUCCGGACCACCGAAGCGUAAAUAGGUUCGAAAGCGCGAAGUCACGCGCUUUUCGAGAUCAUGACCGCCACCAUGCAGUCCAAGAUGCACCCGCCGCAGUCGUUCAUGUCCAGCUAUGCCCCGCGGCUCCGGAAGUAUGCGAACCCGCUCAUCACGCCCGUCAUUCCGCAAGCGCAGCUCUCGACGCCGCGUACCACGAAGCGGGGGACGAUGGCGGUCAAUUAUGCGGAGGAUGGAUUUGACGACACCGACUUUGACGACGGCGAAGGGCCGCGAAGACCGACGGGGCUGCGAAGUUUGAGGCGGGAUGAUUCGUUGGCGGAUCGAGAGAAGUUUACCCAGCUGGGGAAGGAACUGAGUGCGCCGGUGGAAGUGCAAGGGAUUUGGAGGGAUUGGAUGGGGAAGCCAAAAAGACAGUUAACGGAGAGACAACUGGAAAUCCAAUCAGUCCUUCCACUCAACCUUAUCCCCAUCCGAAUUGACCUCGACAUCACUCCCUUUCGGCCGGAACCUGCUCUGCCGAUGCCUGUCAAUGCUAAAGACUUCGGGAUUGACGACGCCCACCCUGCUUACAAGCAACAAGAACCGACACCAACCUUCAGACUCAAGGACACCUUUUUAUGGAAUCUGCACGAGGCAUUGAUGACCCCCGACUACUUCGCGAAGAUCUUCGUCGACGAGUUGGACCUCCCCAAUGAGCGAAAACCAGCUCUCAUCAUGCAAAUUGCGAAUCAGAUCCGCCAGCAACUCGAGGAAUAUGCUGGCGUUGCGAUGCAUCCUCUUUUCCACUCCACCGCCCCUUCAGCGCCUUCUGAGGCGCCUGAAUCGGCAAAGCCUAGCAUACUUGGACCUGCAUCAGCACCUCGUUCUCGCGAUCAAUCCUCAACCCCUGCCCGUGUUUCCACCCCACUCACUUUCUCUACCCCCCUCCCCUUCUCCAACGGCUUUCAUGCCUCCUCACCUGCCAGGACUCCUUCCACUCUAUCUGCUCUUCCUCCCGCUCCGGUCCCUGUAACAUCAACCACCAGCGGAACCAUCGCCGCCACGGCCACACCGCUUCCCGACGAAGAUGUUCACAAUCCUGAUGACACCUACCGGUGCAUCAUCAAUCUCAACAUCAACCUGAUGAACCGGUUGUACCAAGACAAAUUCGAGUGGUCACUACUCCACCCCCCUGGGUUUGCGGAACAUUUUGCCAAGCAGACCUGCGCGGACGUAGGCCUUUCCGGCGAAUGGGUACCGGCCAUGACACACGCUCUCUACGAAGCGGUUCUCCGGCUGAAAAAGGAGGCGUGUGAGAACGGCGGACUAGUAGGCUACGGGGAGAUCGAAAACGAUGCUGCGGAAGGCGCAGAGUCCGGCUGGCGAUACGAGCCGGAGCACCUAUGCGAUGAGUGGGAGCCGAAAGUGGAGAUUCUGUCAAAAGAGGAGAUCGAGAAGCGCGAAGGCGAUCGAGAGCGACAGAUUCGCCGGAUCAGAAGAGAGACAGCACGGUUCUCGAGCACGUCGAACAUGAAUGUGGUUGGUGGGAUGGCGGUACCGCAGGGAGACUACUUUGCGAACCCGGAGGCGACCGAGCAGCCUAUGGGUCGGGGCGAGCGCAGUAAGAAGAAAAGAAGGUUUAGAAGCAUAAGUCCGACCGGUAGGGAGACGCCGGAGGUGGCAGGGUCGGGGUAUGGUGGAGGAGCAGGAGGUUUGGCCGAAUGGGAGCGACAAAACUGGCGAUGCUCGCAUUGCUUGGUUUGGGGCUCCGCUGUCUGGGCCGUGCGAGAUGGACCGAAUGGACCAAGGAGUCUCUGCAACAAUUGCGGAUUCCUAUACGAGCGCGACAAGAAGCUUCCGACGUGGUCACACCACUUAUUCAUCAACGACCGAGCAUUCGGCACGCGAUGAGUGGUUGUUUCACGUCGUGGCAUCUCCCUUUUAUCUUUUUCGGGUGUUCAUCUGCUGGCUCUGUGAGGUUGCCGGCUGGCAACAUAGCAUUGAGGGGGCGUAUGGGGAUUUGUAUUGGAGUUUCAGGCCAUGUAAGACCGAGAAGGGUUCCUCUGUUCGGUUGAGAGGGCAAUGCCGUAGCGCGGUGGUCAAGAGGGCUACAGGGUCUAAGUCGGAAUGACCAACACCGUCUAUAUAAUAGUAGCCUAGGUGGCAUUGUCCUCCCGGUGUCUGGACAAACAGGAUCGCUCGAGGUAGUACGGUAAUCUAAUAGCAUUUACCGAAUUAUUGUACAAGAACUUCGAAGCCCAAAAUCCACAGCAUUAAGCCCUCGCCAC
Molecule: messenger RNA, 2479 nt
Organism: Eremomyces bilateralis CBS 781.70
Lineage: Eukaryota; Fungi; Ascomycota; Dothideomycetes; Eremomycetales; Eremomycetaceae
Product: SNF5-domain-containing protein
Exons: 4
Coding region: 270-2102 (610 amino acids)
Biological process (GO): chromatin remodeling; regulation of transcription by RNA polymerase II
Cellular component (GO): nucleus; RSC-type complex; nuclear chromosome
Molecular function (GO): transcription coregulator activity; zinc ion binding
Source: RefSeq, a predicted model, not a curated record